Molecule: messenger RNA, 1579 nt
Organism: Toxoplasma gondii ME49
Lineage: Eukaryota; Apicomplexa; Conoidasida; Eucoccidiorida; Sarcocystidae
Gene: HSP21
Product: heat shock protein HSP21
Exons: 5
Coding region: 260-847 (195 amino acids)
Biological process (GO): protein folding; response to heat; protein complex oligomerization
Source: RefSeq, a predicted model, not a curated record
ACUGAAUGCCCGUUUUUGCACUCGUUGCGCCGAAAGAAUACAAGUUUGGUAUUAUGUGUCGAAUCUCCAAGCUUGUGUAAGGCUUAUGCGUGCCGUGGUUGUACAAGGAAUCCGAUACAAGGAGUGAAAAAUCUGUGAGGCACACAGCAGCUCGUGGUUGCACGCGGCUUAUGACUCGUGACUGAUUUUGCCUCGAACCUGCGGUGUUGCCGUUGCUUUUGCUUUGGUUCUCGAAAGGACAUCUGUACGCGAGUUCACAAUGGCAUCCCCAACCUCAGCUUCUUCCAAAGCGCCAGGCACCGAAUCUGAGGCGUGUGGUCAUAGACAUCCGGGCCACGUCGGUGCAACUCACACAUACAACUGGGACGAGUUUCGUCAGUUCCUUGACAGUCAGGGAAGUCUUUGGCAUUCCGCAGUUCUUGGCGCACCCGCGAGUGCUGCGCCAAAUACGAUUUUCGAACUCGCACCGACAGCAGCAGAAGCUGGAAGAGCAAUUGCUUUUCGCCCGCGUCUGGAUGCAUACUAUGACACGGCAGCUCACAAGAUCGUUAUGCUUUUCGACCUUCCGGGCUUCGAGAAGAAGGAUAUUUCUGUCGAGGUCACGGACCACGCCAUCAUCAUUUCGGGAACUCGGGAUCGACUGAAUGACAAAGUGUUGUACGGGGAGAAAAGCCGUGAGCUUAUCAAGGAACGCGCUUUCGGUCACUUUUGCCGGAAGUUCCAGCUGCCGACAAAUGCAGUUGAAGACGCGGUCACGGCAGCCAUGACCGGCGGCGUUCUGGAAGUCACGGUAGAAACUCGUGAAGAAGAGGCUUCCCACACCAAAAAGAAGAUUCAGAUCGCUUAACAGCUAUCCACAUGCAACAGCAUUGCAAACACGAGGGUAAACUGGUUGCGCGUAAGACAACACGUUUUUAGAGUGACGUGCUUUUUCCGUCGGCACCAUGUUGUAAGCUAAGGAAGCGCACUGCUUCAUGCUUGCAGGUACACGAAAUUAUCCACGCAUCCACACGGACACAGAUCUGCAGUGAAAUCGUGUUCAGCGUCUGUCGGGAAAUAAGCGCAACUGGAUUUAUGCAGACGUAUCAAGAAUCGGUUUCUAUAACUCUACACAGAUUCACGUAUUCCAGUCAAACUCUUCCGGGGUCGAUGCGGGCAAUUUUCGAUCUUGAGCGUAUACGUGUUCCGUUGGGCGUCGUAUACACGAGUGUGCUGUGACAGUGACAGCAGUGAGACAUUUCUUUCAAGACGUCUCUUGAGGACAUCGAAUUCUUAAACGUGCUUCCCGACAGAAAAGUAUAACUCAAAUCGAAAAAACAGACAUUAUAGUACCUACGGCACCGUACUAUAAUUCCUCAUUAUAAGCGGAUUUUGUCUCUGUAUUCAGAUUCGUUGCAGAAUGUGAAACUGCCUGGAUAUCUGCUUGGCAGUCUCAUGUCAAUACAGUCAUCUACAACCCGUCUCGCCAGUCGAAGCACAUCCCUCUCAUGCAUAUGAUAAUUUUACUGAGCGUCCACCAGAGAACUGCGCAGCUCUACGCAAAACACGCCGCCCACCACUACUCUCCACGAAAAAACCG